Messenger RNA from Cylas formicarius (sweet potato weevil), 2270 nucleotides. RefSeq lists its product as uncharacterized. The record is from RefSeq and is a predicted model, not a curated record. The coding region runs from base 445 to 1899 and encodes 484 amino acids. The transcript is spliced from 7 exons. Lineage: Eukaryota; Metazoa; Arthropoda; Insecta; Coleoptera; Brentidae.
UCUUCAAUAUUCAGUGUUCAUAUUACUUUAAUUUUAAGAUUUAUUAGUAGCUAAGUAUACAACACGCUGCAAAAAUAAUGCAGGACAUUUGAAAAGCAAAGUGAAUCAUAUUUUUGUAAUAUCCAACGAGCCAGCUAUUAUCAUUCUUUUUGCUUCUGUCGUAUUUUUAUUUUUACCAUAGAACAUAACUGGUGGAGUUGAAGUUGUCCUGGCGAUAUGUAUCUUUCCAUCGAAAAAUUUCGUAGCUUGCAUGUUCAAAAUGUUGAAAUAUGUCCCUAUUGCGUUUGACAAUCCUUGGAGUCGUGUAUCGGAAGUGUCGAAAAAGUAACUUUAUUGCGAGUAGUUGAAGUGCUAGCAGGUGGAUUGAAUUGAGAUCGUCUCGGUAACGGAAUUUAAAUACUGAAUAUUUAACGAAAUGGAUUGUAAUACUCAACAAAAAAUUAAAUGCUUCCAUCUGAAAGCAAACAGUCCACAAAUAUCAUCUUGACAAAAUGUUCAAAAAUGUCAGAAGAAGGCUACGGAAGACAUGGAGUGAAUGAAAAUGUUGAUAGGAGCUUAAAGGAGGAGUGCCCCAAAAGUAAUUAUAGCCAGGGAGGUCGUCUCAAGUUCUUUAAAGAUGGAAAAUUUAUCCUUGAACUGGAACGAGCUCGUGAAGGAGAAAGAGUGUCAUGGGUGUCAGUACCAAGAAAGACCUUUUGGCCUCCACAUGCAGCGGCAUCUUCGAUUCUUGCCUAUCGUCAAGAGAGCAGUACAUCUCUUAGUGUUUCAGAUGAUAACAGUUCAAUACAGUCAUCGCCAUGGCAAAGGGACCACUCGUGGAAGCAAACGACUCCUGUAAAAAACAAAUCGAAAGAGCUGGACUUUUUCUUUUGGCGUUCUAAGGUGGGACGAAAAUUGUUCAAGGGACGGGCUAUUAAAAGACGCAAACCCCAUGUACCGCUCGAUCCAAUUGAUGACAAUAAAGUUUCAGUAAAUAGGGAGAAAAGGAAAAAGUGUUCACUGCUUGUUAUUGUUCAAAAUUUGAUCAAUGAAAACUUUAGAACCAUCACGCCUCCUCGCCCUGAUGCUGUUGUUUCUCCUCGAAAGCGCUUUCUUCGUGAGGUGGAAAAUGAUAAAGUUCAACCAGAUAUAAAAAAUUCAGUGGACAAAUCGUAUAAUGGAGGGCAUGGUUUUAUAAGCACGGCUCAGAAAAGGAGUCGAUGUAAGCCACAGAGAAGUAGUACUCCUUCACCUGCAAACACUCCACCUAUGGGGGUGAUUAAAAAAGAAAAUUCAGUUUCUCCUCCACUACAGAACAAAAGUAAUGGAAUUGUGGAUGGGACUGUUGUCAAGCCUACGAGGAAUUGCAGUUAUAGCAUUACAUCUCUUCUGGCUGACGAUCGUCAUAGCAGCACAAAACAUAUACCAAGUCACUCACCUAGUCAGUACCUACCAACGCUUACCCAUAUUUCUUCUGCCUCGUCCAUGGCUAGACGAAAUUCACCUUCCACUGCUGAAGACCAUUUGUAUUCAGAAAGUGUGGACAGAUUGCGUUCAAUCGAACUUUCGCAAGUGGAGAAGCGGAAUUGCCCGCCAUAUCUACCCCAACAUCGCCCAUGUCUUGGUGGACCUUAUAUGUAUCCAUUUCCACCCUAUUAUGCUCCAACUAUAUAUAGUCGCAGUGGAUAUGUCAUUCCGCCCCUUUAUCAUCAUCACUCGUUGUCAACUCCUCACAACUAUUUACCUCCUCAUCACACCCACCAUGCUCCUACAGAAGGCCCUCCCAUGACUUUGGCGAUUUAUUGCAAUAAUGGUUCUUCAAGUACAUGGAAUAAUGAACCUCCAUCUGUAGCAAGUGAUGUUGAUUAUAGAGACGAUGUGUCAGAUAUGCCGUUAAACCUUUCGAAACACAUGAAGUAAGUGCCUUUUAUAGAGAAGUGUAUAUUUUUCUACAACACUUAGAUGGGACAUCUUAAAAUCAAGAAUGCAAAUUCUGAGUGUGCCUCAUGAACAAUAAAAUAUGCAAAAAUUAAUGUGCUGUUAGAUGAAAUCUAUAAACAUCAGUGUGUAAAUAGAAGGAGUGUAGAUAUUACCUAUCAUGUAUAGAUGACUGUUUUGAACAGAUUUGUAAAUGUAUUCCUAGAAUGAGCUGAAACUACUUUAACGUGUACAAUUGUGAAAGCUUUUGAGGAUUCAAAAAAUGUAUUAAACCAACUGUAAAUACAUUAGAUUAGUGUAAAUAAUAUAUUUAACAUAUUUUUUAUUUAUUAAAGAAAUUAGUAACUAAAGGC